This is a messenger RNA of Kickxella alabastrina, 320 nucleotides long. RefSeq lists its product as uncharacterized. The transcript has a single exon. Bases 76 to 288 code for a protein of 70 amino acids. The record is from RefSeq and is a predicted model, not a curated record. Lineage: Eukaryota; Fungi; Kickxellomycota; Kickxellomycetes; Kickxellales; Kickxellaceae.
GCUAGGGAGAUAAAGAGAGUGAAAAAUUAAUGGGAAAAAUGAAUGCAAAUGCGCAUUAAGAUUUCCUCAGGCUGAAUGCUUCCAGCCAUCCAGCCAGCCAAAGACAGUUUAAAUUUGCUCGUCAUACUGUGCGCACAGUUUGCAGUUAGUGCGCCAAAAUUGAGUUGUUCCUGCUGUUGUGGCCCAUGCAGCUCACAUUCAAAAAACAUCUGCAGCACGCCCAUGGUAAGAUCUGUAAUUGAUGCUGGUAACUGUACUCAUAGGCGAAUCAGCGUUUAUCCAAAUUAGUGGCGUGUUCCCCAUCACAGGGCCAGGCGGAC